Lolium perenne is the source of this 1653-nucleotide messenger RNA. Its product is annotated as F-box protein At4g22280-like. NCBI's taxonomy places the organism in Eukaryota, Viridiplantae, Streptophyta, Magnoliopsida, Poales, Poaceae. Gene Ontology annotation, molecular function: protein binding. The record is from RefSeq and is a predicted model, not a curated record.
AUGGGUCACUCCCAGAUCGGUGAUGAAGGCGACGACCGCCUGAGCAAGCUCGCUGACGGCGUGGUCGGCCACAUCCUCUCCUUCCUCCCGGCCAAGGAGGCAGCGCGCGCAGCCGUGCUGUCCACCCGGUGGCGCGACGUCUUCGCCAGCGUCCACACGGUCUCCCUUGAGCAGACGAAACUCCCCGUCCGUGAAGGCGGCGAAGACCGAUAUCGCCGCCACAACCACAACAUCAUGCCGGCCCCGCCCUUCCCCAACGGCGUGAGCGCUGCGCUCCUCGCCCGCCACCGCCGCCGCGGCACAGCCGCCCCAAUGCGCGCCCUCCGCGUGGCCUUCCGCGCCUACUUCAACGGGAUGAACGAUCACGACUCCAUGGUUGACCAAUGGAUCUCGUAUGCCAUGCAGCAGGCUGGCCCAGAGCUCCACCUCGACUUGCGCCUCAAUGGCGGCGACUACUCCCUCCGAAGCGUGGCCAAUGGCGAUCAGCGCGGCUUGAAACAAGACGAGCAUGCCAGCACGGACGAAGACAGCGGCCAGAACGAGGCGCCGCGUCAUACCCUCCCGAACACGGACGAAGACGUCGGCGUGUCCAACGACCGGGCGCCCAAGGACGGACUGUACACCGUUCCACGAGGGGUCUUUUCCUGUGCCACGCUGCGCACUCUAUGCAUCGGGCCAUGCAAGCUCAACCCGCCGGCCAGCGCAACCAACCUUCCGUCCCUCGAGACUCUGGUCCUGAUCCGGGUCGCCGACUCGGGGAGGAAGAUACACCGGCUCAUCUCCGGCUGCCCGCGUCUCGUCGACCUGACGCUCGAAGACUGCGACGCGGUGAGAGCGCUCUCCGUCCUCGACAAGCGCCUCCGCAGGCUGAGCCUACAGUCCUGCUCCCUGCUGACGAGCGUCGCCAUCGACGCAGCGGAGCUGCGUUCCUUUGAGUACAAGGGCGCCGUGCCCGCACACCAUUCGUUCCUGAACAUGCCCCAGGGCCCACGAAGAAGCCUCUCGUCGUGUAAGGUCGAUCUCUGCGACAACGAGCUCACGUCGGAGUUGGAUCUCACCCGCCUCGGAGAAUUCCUCCACCACUUCGCAUCGACGGAGCACCUGCACCUGACGUCCGCCCGCCUGGGCUCCAGCAUCGGCAACGAAACCUUCGCCAAACGAUUCCCGGCGUUCUCGACGCUUGGCCUCCUUGAACUCACCGGCUCCCUACCGCACGACGACGAUACCCACGCCACCGACGUCGUCGCGGCGGUGGCAAGGAUUCUCGAGCACGCCCCGAACCUGGAGGUGCUUACGCUGUUCUUCAAGGCGCCACCUCGCGAGAAGCUGGAUGACACGUGGGACUACCGCUUCUACAAAGAGGAGGAGCUCAUCGACGCACACCACCUCAGGUACGACCGCUGGGUCGUCUUCCCCGACGCGCCGCCAGCCACCCAGCUGGUUACUUGCCUGAGGGAGAUCAACCUGGUGCACUACCAGGGUGGCAACGCGCAGCGAAUGCUGGCCAAGUUCCUACUCGGCAACGUUGCGCGGCUAGACGCGCUAUACUGUGGGUUCGCCGAGGGGCCCCUUCGGCUCCAGAACAAGCUUAUGGAUGAGAUCAGAGGUUGGGCGAUGGACAAAAUAGAGCCGGAGGGGAUUAUGUUCAUGUGA